CUCCUUCUGUACAGUAAACGACAGCUUAUCUCGACUGAACUCGAUCUGCAGUUCACAGAGUGGAUUGACGCCUUUACAGGACAUAUUUCUUUAGCAUUUCUCUGAUUUGGAUACAACAUCGGAAUAUACUAAACAUGCCUGUGUCCCGAAUGCGCAUGCGGCCCUGGCUGGAGAGCGCCAUCGACUCCAACCGCAUCUCUGGACUCGUGUGGGUCAACAAGGAGGAGAAGAUGUUCUCCAUCCCGUGGAAACACGCCGCUCGCCACGGCUGGGAGAUGGACAAAGACGCGUGUCUGUUCAAGCAGUGGGCCAUCCACACAGGUAAAUUCAGGGAGGGCCAAACCUCUCCGGACCCCAAGACGUGGAAAGCGAACUUCCGGUGUGCGAUGAACUCUCUGCCGGACAUCGAGGAGGUGAAGGACCGCAGCGUGAACAAGGGCUGCGGCGCGGUGAGGGUGUACCGGAUGCUGCCCGCAGUCUGCAAGAAGAAGGACAAGAGACCCAAGGGCCGAGACAGCCGGAGGCGGACGAAGGCUGCGUCCUCACAUGUCAAGAAGGAAGAAGUAAGCGCAGAUGAGAUGCAGGAGCCCACCAUCGACAGCACAAUCCUCACAGACUCCCCGAGCCCCAUGAUGGACACUGAGAUCCCCGGCUGUGAGACGAGUGUGUGUGAGACGAGUGUGUGUGAGGAGGUGGCGGGGCCGGACAGCUCCAGUGGUCUGUACACCAGCAAGUUCCAGGUGUCGCCCAUGCACUCGACAGACCUGGAGGACUACGAAGCCAUCAUCGAGCUCUCGCGGCAACUGGAGCGUGACAGUUCACAGUGGCUUCAAGGUGGCGUCUUUGGAAAGGGGUUCCUGGGCAAUGAAGUAGGCACAACUGAGUCUUUGAGUCCAGAGAGCCAGUGGAGUGUAAGUUCAGGAGAAGAGCUGGAGUUUCGUCUCUACACCGAACUGACCCCGGAGGAGCCGCUCUGCACAUACACUGAGCUGGUGACCAGCAGCUCCGGCCCACAGAUCAUGUGUCCUCUCUGAGAACACACACACACACACUCAUGGACAAUGAACCUUGUACCUCAUGCCUCAGGGAUCCUCCCUGCCGUUCCUCCUUCUUCUGGACAUCUGCUGGUUUCCUCUGAACACAUCCAUCCCGUGGACACACACGGACACACACGGACACACACGGACACACACGGACACACACGGACACACGCGGGUCCUCCGGAGAUGAUCGUGGCUUUGCUUCCUCUUGUACAGUUUUCUGAUCUGAUGUAAUGUGAAUUGGACAGGUUCCGUUAUGUGUUCAUGUCAAGGGGUUUCAGAUGUAUACUCACACACACACACACACACACACACACACUCCAUGUAUCAAAUGAAGCUGUUUGUUCGAGUAUGGGAUGGGGUUCUUCACUGUAAAUAUAAUGUAAAUAUUUAUUUGUAAUAAAAAACAAAAUGAAUUUA
This is a messenger RNA of Pimephales promelas (fathead minnow), 1460 nucleotides long. RefSeq names its product interferon regulatory factor 1b (gene irf1b). Lineage: Eukaryota; Metazoa; Chordata; Actinopteri; Cypriniformes; Leuciscidae. Gene Ontology annotation, biological process: regulation of transcription by RNA polymerase II; immune system process. Gene Ontology annotation, cellular component: nucleus. The record is from RefSeq and is a predicted model, not a curated record. Gene Ontology annotation, molecular function: DNA-binding transcription factor activity, RNA polymerase II-specific; RNA polymerase II cis-regulatory region sequence-specific DNA binding.